AUGGUCACCGGGAAGUCGCAUCCCGGUGCAGAGCCGAUGCAUCAACUACCGCCCAAAACGUCCCAGCAUGGCUUCGUCACGACCUCCCCGCCAUCGAAACGCGAUUUAGCAUCCUGGUGGAGACAAUUCAAGAGAAAUACUCGAAAGGAUGAGCCGAAAGAAAAACCUCAAGGUAUCUUCGGUAUCCCCCUUAACGUUAGCAUUAAGUACGCCAACGUCGCCAUUUCGCUCACAAACGACAACGGUGAGAGCUUCAUCUACGGCUAUGUACCCAUCGUGGUUGCGAAAUGUGGGGUAUUUUUGAAGGAGAAAGCAACGGAUGUUGAAGGAAUCUUCCGUCUAAGCGGGUCCGCCAAACGUAUCAAGGACCUGCAGGAAGCAUUCGACUCUCCAGAGAGGUAUGGGAAAGGACUAGACUGGACAGGCUACACGGUCCAUGAUGCCGCCAACGUCCUCCGUCGUUACCUGAACCAGCUGCCCGAGCCGAUCGUUCCACUUGAGUUUUAUGAACGCUUCCGCGAGCCGUUACGAGUUUAUCAAAACCAAGUUCAGAACAGCGCGCUCUCGACUGAGCUGGAGGGGUUUGAUCAUGCCAAGGCUGUCGCAUCUUACCAGCAGCUGAUCCGGGAACUGCCUCCGCUGAACAAGCAGUUACUCCUCUAUAUUCUCGAUCUCCUGGCUGUCUUCGCUUCAAAGUCGGAUCAAAAUCGGAUGACAUCGGCAAAUCUCUCUGCAAUUUUCCAACCCGGAUUGAUCUCUCAUCCCCAGCAUGACAUGGCACCGGACGAAUACAAGCUGAGCCAGGAUGUUUUGAUAUUCCUGAUCGAAAACCAAGAUCACUUCCUGUUUGGCAUGAACGGCACCGCUGCUGAUGAACAGACUGUUAAGGAAGUUGAAGGUGGAAUGACUCACCGGGCGACAACCCAUUCCACUAUCAGGCGCUCUGUUUCGAGCGCAAGCGGCGGCGCAGAGAGCUUCCGCAAGUAUGGGGGCCUCCGCAGAAACGUGUCCGUCUCGUCGAAGAAUUCGCGCCACUCCAACAAUGCCCAAAGCCCUGCAACUCCUACAUCCCUGAGCGGGGUAGGCGUUCAUCGGAGCAACACCCUUCCUUCUAAAAUGUCUCCUGUGAUGAGAUACGGUCGGGUCACAGAAGCAACCGGGGUCAACUCUUCAGAGCGAACCUCCGCGCAACAUUCUCGAUCCUCAAGUAUAGCCCCACCUCCCCAGGAGGACAAGGAGGAUCCGCCACCGGCUGUACCGCAACAGCCUCCUGCGCAGGGGGUACAACCUGCAGCUGGCGUUGUGUAUGUCCAUACGUCAACUCAUGGGCCAAUCCCCAAGGUGACAUCAGUUCAACCACCCAUGGCUGAAAUGCCGGUCCAGCCGGAAAAGCAAGCUGAGGCCGAAAAGCCAGCUCAACACGAAAAGCCACACCUACAGGAGAACCUGUCUCCGCCAUCGUCUCCUCCACCAUCUGUGGUUACGCCGACACGUGAACGCAAGAUAUCUAGUAUAUUCUCUAAGUCGCCGCCGUCAAGCGGUGAACAGAAAGAACCACGGCAGCCCAAUCGCCUGAAGAAAAAGCGAAUUCCGGGAAGUGCCAGCGAAAGUGCCCAAAGCUCAUCCCAAUCCCUGCAGGCUGCAACUUCUGAUUCGGCUGUAAAUGUUGGCCAAGGAACCCCAGGAGCUGAUGCCAGUAGUGACGCUGGAGGAGCUACACCUCGGCCCCCAUAUCCUAUAAGCUCGGAAGAUCUUACUUUCGCAAAACAAGAAAGGCCGGCUACCCAAAGUGAGAAUGGGCAGCAACCAUCAACAGUCGACACGUCCCUAAAGCCGCACGGGUCACGAACUCCGUCGAUGAACUCACGUUCAUCCUUCACUGACUUUUCGGAUAUUGAUGCAGCCGACGAGGCUUCCAAAGCGGAGCGCAAAGAGCAUCGUCGAAGUUGGAGAUUUCCUCGUUCAUCUAAGCGCAGCAACGAGCAGAUAGGACUUGGCCUUGCUUCACCGCCCCUUCUAGCAUCGACACCAGGGGCCGACCGCAGUACAAGCUCGAUUGGCAGCUGGCAUCACUCCAGUCGCAGCUCUCCCUCGGAUCUACAGCAGUUUGCUAGCGAUCCAUCAUAUCAGCCACUUAGCUUAGAUGCCGAGGUCAACAACAAUGGCAAGGAUUCCGGCGGCUCGGAGCCUGAGCGGCGAAGUCUCUUCGGGAAAUUUAAGGCUAAGGUAGCACAAGUCCGGGAUGAAGUGAAAAGCUCAUCCGAACGAGAACGGACCAGGAGCCCAGUGCAGUCUGAUCCUGAUAAAUCAGCUCCUAGUCAGACACUGCCCUCUGUUGGUAAAGAUCACAUUAAUCGCCCUGCCCCUAUUGAGGUUGUCAAAGAGCCGGUUCCGCCUCCUAUCAGCUCCCCAAGCUCUCCUUUGCCUGGCUCGGGACUACCCCCGCCGAUUCCCGAGGAGCCUCACACUCCUGAAAGCCCCGUUGCGACGGUGGUUCCAAGGGAUCCAAAGCGAGAAAAUGGGGCGACCGAAGCGGAGACUGCAGGACCCGGCACUCUUCCAACGUUUGAGUCCCACAAGGGAGAUAACGAGACCUCACACUUUCUGGGCAACUAG
Messenger RNA from Aspergillus tanneri, 2616 nucleotides. Its product is annotated as putative Rho GTPase activator (Sac7). Gene Ontology annotation, molecular function: GTPase activator activity. Bases 1 to 2616 code for a protein of 871 amino acids. The record is from RefSeq and is a predicted model, not a curated record. The transcript is spliced from 3 exons. Gene Ontology annotation, cellular component: cell cortex. Gene Ontology annotation, biological process: activation of GTPase activity; signal transduction; regulation of fungal-type cell wall organization. Lineage: Eukaryota; Fungi; Ascomycota; Eurotiomycetes; Eurotiales; Aspergillaceae.